Molecule: messenger RNA, 2414 nt
Organism: Cololabis saira (Pacific saury)
Lineage: Eukaryota; Metazoa; Chordata; Actinopteri; Beloniformes; Belonidae
Product: ATP-binding cassette sub-family F member 2
Exons: 15
Coding region: 101-1948 (615 amino acids)
Molecular function (GO): ATP hydrolysis activity; ATP binding
Source: RefSeq, a predicted model, not a curated record
GGCACGGCAGGCGGCUACAUCCACCCGGCAAAAAGUGGGCACGAGUCGUCAGUGUGCUCCGGAGACAACUGGUCUGAUUUUAAGAAGCUCUGGUGAAACCAUGCCGUCAGAUUUGGCUAAAAAGAAAGCGGCAAAGAAGAAGGAGGCUGCCAAAAACCGUCAGCGCACCAAGAAGACUGACGACGGAACCGAGGAGACUGAACAGACCGAGCAGCCGGAGAGCCAGAGAAAUGGAGCAGAAAGCAAUGGUGUUGCUAGUUUGACAAAGGAGCUGGAUGAGUUCGAGUUGAAGAAGACGGAGGCACGAGCAGUGACUGGUGUUCUGGCUUCCCACCCCAACAGCACGGAUGUCCAUGUCGCAAGCCUGUCCCUUACCUUCCACGGCCAAGAACUGCUAGCAGACACCAGCCUGGAGCUCAACUCAGGCAGACGCUACGGCCUCAUUGGUCUUAAUGGGACAGGAAAGUCAAUGUUGUUGUGUGCCAUUGGACAUCGUGAGAUUCCCAUUCCGGAGCACAUCGAUAUUUACCACUUAACCCGGGAGAUGCCCCCCAGCGACAAGACGGCUCUAAUGUGUGUCAUGGAAGUGGAUGAGCAGAGGAUAAUGCUGGAGAAGGAGGCAGAGAGGCUCGCUCAUGAAGACUCUGAGUGUGAGAAGUUGAUGGAGCUGUACGAGCGUCUGGAGGAGCUGGAUGCAGACAAGGCCGAGGUGCGCGCCUCUCGGAUUCUCCAUGGUUUGGGUUUCAGCGCUGCCAUGCAGCAGAAGAAAAUGAAGGACUUUAGUGGUGGAUGGAGGAUGCGCGUCGCGCUGGCCAGAGCUCUAUUCAUCAAGCCAUUCAUGCUGUUGCUCGAUGAGCCAACUAACCACUUGGACCUGGAUGCGUGUGUGUGGCUAGAGGAGGAGCUCAAGUCGUUCAAACGAAUCCUGGUGCUCAUCUCACAUUCUCAAGACUUCUUGAAUGGUGUGUGCACCAACAUCAUCCACCUGCAUCAGAGAAAACUGAAAUACUACACGGGUAACUAUGACCAGUAUGUGAAGACCAGAGAGGAGCUGGAAGAAAACCAGAUGAAGCGCUUCAACUGGGAGCAGGACCAGAUAACACACAUGAAGAAUUACAUAGCCAGGUUUGGUCACGGCUCUGCAAAGUUGGCCCGACAGGCACAGAGCAAAGAAAAGACGCUGCAGAAGAUGGUGGCAUCAGGCUUGACUGAAAAAGUUGUGAAUGACAAGACUCUGUCAUUUUAUUUUCCUCCCUGUGGGAAGAUUCCUCCUCCUGUUAUCAUGGUUCAGAAUGUGAGCUUCAAGUACAGCGACAACUUGCCCAACAUAUAUAACGACCUUGAGUUUGGUAUUGACUUGGAUACUCGGGUGGCUCUGGUAGGACCCAACGGAGCGGGGAAAUCCACCCUCCUGAAGCUGCUAAUGGGAGAGCUCCUCCCUACCGAUGGCAUGAUCCGCAAACAUUCUCAUGUUAAGAUUGGCAGAUAUCAUCAGCACCUGACAGAGCAGUUGGAGCUUGACUUGUCUCCUUUGGAGUACAUGAUGAAGUGUUACCCUGAGAUCAAAGAGAAGGAGGAGAUGAGGAAGAUCAUCGGUCGCUACGGACUGACAGGAAAACAGCAGGUCAGCCCAAUCAGGAACUUGUCAGAUGGUCAGAAAUGCCGGGUGUGUUUUGCCUGGCUGGCAUGGCAGAACCCUCACAUGCUCUUCCUUGACGAGCCUACCAAUCAUCUGGAUAUUGAGACUAUUGAUGCACUGGCAGAUGCAAUCAAUGAGUUUGAUGGUGGAAUGAUGCUAGUUAGCCACGACUUCAGGCUAAUUCAGCAGGUGGCUCAGGAGAUAUGGGUGUGUGAGAGUCAAACCAUCAAAAAGUGGAACAAGGACAUCCUGGCAUACAAGGAGCACUUGAAAUCAAAGAUUGAAAAGCAGCAGGUGCAUGAUAUCUAACCUGCGUCUUACUGAGCCACUCCUUCACCCUCAUCAAGGACCUGCAGUCUUCUGACAGGAUGAGCAGUAAAUGUCCCAGCAACAACUGAAACACUCUUAUGCAUCCCAUUGGACUUGUCCGUAUAUGUUCUGUUUUUCCAUCUUGGUUUGACAGUGCUGAAGCCCGACCCAAUCCCAUUACUUCAAGCUGCGCUCUGAUUGGCUGACUCACCUGAAGCAUCUCGGUGCAUUGUGGAAUGCAUUCCAGUGUGCUGUCUUCAUUGAAUUUUUUUUUUUUUUCUUUUCCCCCUCAGAUGUUUUGUUUAAUCUCAACACGAAUGCAGCAGCUUUUAGGUCAUUUCAUGAUAUUUAAAAGUUGAUUUUUUUUUUUUCUGUGUUUAAAGAGAAACAAAGCAGUUCUGCCUUAUUUAACAAUGUAAUGCAAUAAAGGUUUGUCAGAAUAAACAAACAGUACACUUAAAUUGAA